Arctia plantaginis is the source of this 3837-nucleotide messenger RNA. NCBI's taxonomy places the organism in Eukaryota, Metazoa, Arthropoda, Insecta, Lepidoptera, Erebidae. The record is from the annotation of a GenBank genome assembly.
AUGGAUCCAUCCAAAAUGAAAGUGGUGGAUCUAAGAUCAGAGCUUGGCGCCCUCGGUUUGGAUACCAAAGGGAAUAAGCCGGCUUUAGUUGAAAGAUUGAAGAAAGCACUAGAAGCAAUGACGGGAAAAGCUCUCCCUGACACCUCAAUUCUUGAUACGUCAACUGAGGAUGCAGAUGAGCCUGCUACUCCAAGACGAGUACCUGCUGCCAGAACAACACGGCGGUCAUCAUCAUCUCGACUUGCUGCUACUCCAGCCAAGCCACUACAAGCGGUCCGAGAAGAACCACCAGAAGCAAUAGAAGAAGAGAAUAGAGGAAGCGAACAGUACUCACCGAGCCAAGAAGAUUCUGACAGUGAGACACCUGCCAAAAAUUCUGAACCAGAAAUAUCACAACCAGAACCACCUGCUGAGGUACAGAAGCCUGCAGAAGAACCAGUCAUAAAAGAAGAUGAAAAAAAUUCACCUGUCAAGGCUAACCUGGCCAGCAAGGAAUCUGAACCAAUGGAGACACAGGAGGCGCCUGAAACUGUUGAGGACGAGAAUGCUAAAGUAAAAUCUGAUGACAAAGAGGAGAUGGACCAGAAUGUUGAAACAAAAGCUGACGAAGAAGAAGAGUAUGAAAAUGACGAGGACAGAGAUGACGAAGAGGAUGCAGAAGAGAAGAAGAAGCGUGAGUUGACUGAAGAAGAGGAGUGGAAAGAUUUGAACGAACGCCUAAAGGUUCGCGAGCAAGAACGUCUUGAACUCGAACGUAAACAAGCCGAGGAGGAUGCUAAAAGACUCGAGGAAGUUAGUAAGGACCCUGUUAAGCUGAACCGUUUGAGGCGCAAGCAACAGAAGAAGGCUCGCUGGAGCAACUUUUACAGGGCUGUGGAGGUCACUAACGAAUUGCUAGCGUUGCCCGAGGAACCCGUGAAAGAUAAGAGGGAGACGACUGACGUCAAGAUCGCUGAACCUGAAAUAGAUGAAAAUAAGAUUACUCUGUCUUGGUACGACAGCGACCUGAACCAGUACGUGGAGGUGCCGGCGCUCAGCGGCGUCGUGGCGCAGAGCGACGGCGCCUUCGCGCACGCCUGGGCCGGCGCGCGCGCCACGCACGCCGUCGCGGCCGGACGCGUCUGCUACGAGGUGCGAGUGGGAGCUGUAGUUACCACUACUGAAAUCACUGAAAAAGAACCCAUUGGAUCUGGUCUGAGGAUUGGCUGGUCUACCACCGAUUCCUCAUUACAUCUAGGUGAUGGCGAAAUGAGCUGGGGCUACGAGAGCAGCGGACGCGCCGUCCACAACAGCGAGUUCAAGGAGUAUGGGAAAACGUUCACCGAAAAUGAUGUUGUUGGUGCUUACUUGGACCUGGAGUCGAGCCCGUGUAAGAUCUCGUACACGCUGAACGGGCUGGAGCUGGGCGUGGCUCACGAGUUCGACAAGGACGCGCUGGGCGACAAGGCGCUGUUCCCGCACAUACUCACCAAGAACACUUGCUACAAAGUUAACUUCGGAUAUGACAAGUACAACAUGUUAACGAAAACCAAAUUGGUUCGCACGCGCCUAGAAAUUCCUGUUGAGCAAGUUCUAGAAGAGAGGAGGCGAAUUGAGGAGGAGCAACAAAAACAGAAAGAGGAAGCUGCAAGAAAGGAACGCGAACGCAGGGACAAGGAGAAAAAGGAGAGAGAGGAACGGCAAAGGAAAAAGAAGGAGGAGCGGGAAAGAGUAGAGCGUGAAAAGAAAGAGAAAGAAGAUCAGGCGAAAAAAGAAAAAGACGAAGAGGAACCAAUGGAGACUGAAGCCGGUGAAAAAGACAAAGAGAAAGAAAAGGAACCUGAAAAACCUGAUGAAGAGAAUGAGAAGGUUGAGGAGCCUAAGGAAAAUGGUGAAAAAGUUGAGGAGAGCGAUGAAAAAGAGAAGGACGAAGCGAAGCCAGAGCCAAUGGAAGCUGAACCCUCAGAGGCGAAAACUGAAACGGAAAUUAAAGAGGAACCUGAUGAAGCUGUAGAAAUAACUGAAGAGCAAGUUCUGAAGGGUCAAGUUGUGUUGGACAAGAAAAUUAAGUUUGUCAUACGAUACUUGGUAGAAGAGGAACUGGACGGUACCGAGGCCUGCUUGGUGCCCGGAUACGUGCUCGUCAGCAACGCCGACCUGGUGGAGGGCCCGACCCGGCCUGCCAGCAUCGCCGACUGUGAGGUGAUCCUCAUGGUGGGGCUGCCGGGCGCGGGCAAGACGCACUGGGUGCGCCAGCACGUGGCCGCGCACCCCGAGCGACGCUACAACGUGCUGUCCACCGCCGCGCUCAUCGACAGGAUGAAGGUGGACUGUAAACCGUUCCGCGCGACCUACGAGGGCAGGUGGGACGCUAUGGUGUCUAAGUGCGCUAAAUGCGUGCUUAAAUUGUUGGAAAUCGCCAAAGGCCGCAGGAGGAAUUUUAUCCUGGACCAGACGAACGUUUACCCGUCGGCUCAGAGGCGCAAGUUGCGGGAAUUCGACGGGUACCGGCGAGUCGCGGUCGCGAUCGUGACCGACGACGAAACGUACCGCGACCGGCACAAACGCAGGGAGGAGGCCGACGGAAAGGAAGUGCCCGACCCCGCUAUCGUGGAUAUGAAAGCCAACUUCAUGCUGCCCGAGAAGUGCUCGUGGGUAGACGAGGUGGUGUUCCCCGAGCUGGGCGCGGAGGCGGCGCGCGCGGUGCUGGCCGACUACCACCGCGAGGCGCGCGCCGCCGGCGUCACGCGCGACAAGGACAAGCGCGAGCGCUCCGCCUCGCAGGACCUGCCGCCCGCCAAGCGCCACCGCUCCAACGACAAGGGCCGCCACCCGCCCAACGACCGCCGCCCCAGGGACUUCCAGCGGGACCGCGAGGAUAGAUGGGGUGGUGGCGGUGGCGGCGGUUCCCGCUGGGGAGGAGGCGGUGGUGGCCGCGGAGGGAGCCGCUGGGGACCUCGAGAGCCCCGUGGCCCGCCCAUGGGCGGCCCCAACCAGUCGCGCUUCGACCGGCCCUGGCAGUCGCACGGACCCCCUCCACCACCAAGAGGUGAUUUCGGUCGGGGGGAUCGCGAUAACUUCCGCGGAGGGCGCGGCGGUCAACGGCCCGACCGCGGCGGUCGGGGCGGCGGCCCUCCCCCCAACGAUCGCUUCGGACGAGAUCGACCUCCCAGACCCAACGACAGGCCCGACAAGAGGCCGCAUCAGCCCGGCGGCGGCAACAACGGAGGAGGCGGCGGCGGCGGCGGCUGGCAGCGCGGCGCCGGCCCCCGCGCCCGGCGCCGGCCCGCGCCACCCCCUGCAGCGCCCCGCCCCGCCGCACGCACAGCAGCGCCCCAACCCCAAGGUACUGCUCACUGCCACACCGGCACUCUUGAUGGACCAAACCAGAACCAGAAUUCGAACCAGCAAAAUCCACAGGGUUGGAACCAGUGGACUGGCGGAUGGGGAGGCUGGGGUCCCAACUGGGGAAACCAAGGCCAGGGUUGGCAAAACUGGGGCAAUUGGGGUAAUUGGAACAACCCAAAUCAGGGUGGUAACCAAGCUCAAGGUCAAGCCCAAGGAGGGCAAGGCCAAGGUGGUAAAGGACAGGUGCAAGGGCAACAGCAGCAGCAACAACAACAGCAAGGGCAGCAGCAGCAGUGGCCUGCAAACUAUACCGCACAGCAAUGGUACCAAUGGCAACAGUGGCAACAACAACAACAGCAGCAGGGGUGGCCAGGGUAUCAGCAAGGUAACCAGCCUGGAACCCAGCAGGAACAAGCUCAAGCGUGGGCACAAUAUUACCAGAUGCAGAAUUACGCAGGCAAUGCGAAUGCGGGCGCCAACAACGCUGUGACGGGUGGUGACAAAAAGUGA